UUAUCAGCAGCCGGUGUGUGGUGUGACGCAGGCGGCGCGCACACGGCGGACUUUAGCUCCUCCAUUGACGCGUAGGAGACGUGGAACACCGACAAGUCCACCAUGUUUUCCUCCAAGUCGCUCAAAAGUCCGCCAAAGUACGCGUCGUCGCCGCCGCCGCCGCCCGUGCCCGCGGAGCACAUCCGCAUGGUGGCGAGUGGAUGCGAGGCGCGAGGCAGCCGUGGCGUGCACGCGCAACAGCUGCAUGGCGUUGAAGGUGAGAAAACAGGCCUGGAUAACUUGGCUUACGAGUAUGGCAGCCAACGCGACCUCGGCCCUCCAAUCAAAACCUCCACAGAGACCUUUAAACUCCUGGGCCUGGACCCGGUCCACGCCGUCGUGGAGAGCCGGAUCUCCGGGCUGAGCGGCGUGCUGGCUGUCCGCUCGGCUUCCCCCGGCCGGCCCACAGAAGUGGACUACGUGAGCUCGCUGACCACGGCCGCAGAGAUCGCCCUGGAGCUGCGCAGGAUGGGCUUCCACGUGGAGUCCACGGUGCGGGUCGGCGUGGACGGCAUGCACUGCCAGUCCUGCGUGGAGUCCAUCCGGCAGCAUGUCGGCGCUCUGCGGGGGGUCUCGCGCGUUGAGGCGUCGCUUCAAGAGGGGGCGGCGCUGGUGGUCUUCCAACCGCUCCACGUCACGCGCCAGGAGCUGAGGGACAAGAUUGAGGAUAUGGGAUUCGGAGCUACUUUGCCGUCUUCGGACGUCACCUGGCAGGCGGACUUAAGCCCGACGGUGGUUGUCUGGAUCGCAGGCAUGACCUGCCAGUCGUGUGUGCAGUCCAUAGAGGGAAGCAUCUCUCAGAGGAGGGGGGUCCACUCCAUAGUGGUGUCACUGAAGCAUGGAAAGGGAACAAUAAACUUUGACCCUGAUCUCACAGGGCCGGAGCAUCUCAGGGUAGCUAUUGAGGACCUGGGCUUUGACGCGUCACUUGAAGAACCUGGCUCAGCCGUCAGGAAUCCGGAAGAGCCUCUGAGCCGCGAACUUUCUGACCCGUCGGACUGGCAGUCGUCUUGCAAACUUGGCAAUGGCGCCGGAUUUCUGUCUUCUGACUCCACCGCCAAAGGGCAAAAGUGCUAUGUCAGCGUGACGGGCAUGACGUGCGCCUCAUGUGUGGCGAACAUUGAAAGGAGCCUGCUAAAACAGAAAGGGAUCAUCUCAGUUUUGGUGUCGCUGAUGGCCGGAAAAGCAGAGGUAAAAUACGACCCAGACGUUAUUGAUGCUCCUGAUGUCGCUCGGCUCAUAGAGGACUUGGGUUUCGGCGCCAGUCUCCUUGAGGACAACGUAGUCACGCAUGGGAAACUGGAUCUGACUAUAACUGGGAUGACGUGUGCAUCAUGUACCCACAAUAUCGAGUCUAAGCUCACUGCCACCAAAGGGAUCUUCGGCGCCUCUGUGGCCUUGGCUACCAACACAGCACACGUCCAGUUUGACCCCGACGUGAUCGGAGCUCGAGAUAUAAUCAAGAUCAUUCAGAAUCUUGGAUUUGAAGCCAGUCUGAAGAAGGCGGGCAUUAAAAACAAUCUUGGCCACACAGUGGAGAUUCAACAGCAAGUAUCUGGUCCCCUUGUUGUACCAGCAGAUCGGACUAAUUUAAACGCAUUCAAACGCAAAGGUAACCCAAAACUGUCUUUCUCUGAUGAAUCCAGAUGGAAAAACUCCUUCCUCCUCAGCCUGGUGUUUGGCCUGCCUGUCAUGGGCCUUAUGAUAUACAUGAUGGUGAUGGACAGUCAGCACCAGCAACAUGGAGGCUCCAUGCCAGAGGAGCAGAACCUACUGCCCGGGCUCUCCAUCCUAAACCUGGUCUUUUUCCUUCUCUGUACGCCGGUCCAGAUUUUCGGAGGCAGGUACUUCUACGUCCAAGCGUAUCGCUCGUUGAAGCACGGCAGCGCCAACAUGGACGUGCUGAUCGUGCUCGCCACCUCCAUCGCCUACAUCUACUCCUCCGUGGUGCUGAUCGUGGCCAUGGCGGAACAAGCCCGGCAGAGCCCUGUCACCUUCUUUGACACGCCACCCAUGCUUUUUGUGUUCAUCGCACUCGGGCGGUGGCUGGAGCAUGUGGCCAAGAGUAAAACCUCAGCGGCUUUGGCCAAGUUGAUGUCACUGCAAGCCACAGAUGCGACUGUGAUUACCUUAGGGCCGGACCACUCCAUCAUCAGCGAGGAGCAGGUGGUGGUGGAGCUGGUGCAGCGCGGCGACAUAGUGAAGGUGGUCCCGGGGGGGAAGUUCCCGGUCGAUGGUAAAGUGAUUGAGGGAAGCUCCAUGGCGGACGAGUCUUUAAUCACAGGUGAGCCAAUGCCGGUCAGUAAGAGGGUGGGCAGCCUGGUGAUCGCUGGCUCCAUCAACGCUCACGGCGCUCUUCUUGUGGAGGCCACACAUGUUGGUGCUGACACCACACUCUCACAAAUAGUACGACUGGUGGAAGAAGCCCAAACAUCCAAGGCUCCCAUCCAGCAAUUUGCUGACCGACUCAGCGGAUACUUUGUGCCUUUCAUCGUCUUUGUCUCCUUGCUGACUCUGGUGGCGUGGCUGGCAGUCGGCUUUGUCAACUUUGACAUCGUGAGGGAUAACUUCUCGGGUUACAACACCAACAUUUCCAAGGCAGAGGUCAUCGUCCGCUUCGCCUUCCAGGCCUCUAUCACUGUUCUUUCCAUCGCAUGCCCGUGUUCUCUCGGACUGGCUACCCCGACCGCGGUCAUGGUGGGCACCGGGGUCGGCGCUCAGAGCGGCAUACUCAUCAAAGGAGGCGAGCCACUGGAGAUGGCCCACAAGAUUAAUGUGGUGAUGUUCGAUAAGACCGGUACCAUCACCAAUGGCGUGCCCCGGGUGACCCGCGUGUUGGUGCUAUGGGAGAUGGCCCGCAUGCCUCUUAGAAAGAUCCUGGCAGUGGUGGGCACAGCAGAGGCCAGCAGUGAGCACCCAUUAGGCAUCGCAGUCACCAAACACUGCAAGGAGGAGCUAACCACGGACGUGCUGGGUUACUGCCAGGACUUUCAAGCGGUGCCCGGCUGCGGGAUCAGCUGCCGGGUUUCUAAUGUGGAGCAUCUGUUGCUACAACAGAGCGAGGAGCGUUUUUUGUUGCCAGGGACAACCAUGGAUGAGAGUAGCCUAGUUGAUGCUGCAGAGAUCCCGAAUACAGGUGAGAUUUCAUGUUACUCCGUCCUGAUCGGGAACCGGGAAUGGAUGAGGAGGAAUGGCCACCAUGUCGGAGCAGACGUGGAUGCCGCCAUGUCGAGCCACGAGGCAAAGGGGCAGACCUCGAUUCUGGUGGCCAUAGAUGGCGUACUGUGUGCCAUGAUCGCCAUCGCGGACACGGUGAAGGCGGAGUCAGCCUUGGCGGUGCACACUCUCAGCAGCAUGGGCAUUGAGGUGGUCAUGAUAACCGGAGACAACAGACGCACAGCUAAAGCCAUCGCUGCGCAGGUAGGGAUCAGGAAGGUGUUUGCAGAGGUGUUGCCCUCCCACAAGGUGGCCAAAGUGCAGGAGCUCCAGGAACAAGGUCUGCGAGUGGCCAUGGUGGGAGACGGCGUCAACGACUCGCCCGCUCUUGCCCGCGCUGAUGUCGGCAUCGCCAUCGGCACGGGCACCGACGUGGCCAUCGAAGCGGCGGACAUCGUUCUUAUCAGAAACGACCUUCUGGACGUAGUGGCCAGUGUUGAGCUGUCCAAAAAGACCGUGCAAAGGAUACGGAUCAACUUUGUCUUCGCCCUCAUCUACAACCUCGUCGGAAUACCCAUCGCUGCAGGCGUGUUCAUGCCUCUUGGCCUGGUGCUUCAGCCCUGGAUGGGCUCAGCCGCGAUGGCCGCCUCGUCCGUUUCUGUGGUUCUGUCAUCUUUGCUGCUCAGAUUCUACAAGAAGACCUCAGUGGAGUUGUACGAGGUCAGAGCGAGAGGCGUGAUGCGCAGCCUGCGGUCCUCGGAGAUCAGCAUUUAUCCGAAACUGGAAGGCCGGGGUUGCGGUCCGGCUUCUUUGGAACAGCACGACAUCAUCCGCAUGCCACCGGCCGCCAUUUCCACUCAGACACCGGUGCCAAUGAACUCUAUCCACAAGCAGAACCAGCCCGCCCUCCUUGAUCUUUAGACAACGGAGAACCAUAGCGGACUUUAAUAAGUGUUACAUCUCUUGUAUAUUCAUGUAAAUAAACACUUUUAAUGUAAAA
Messenger RNA from Entelurus aequoreus (snake pipefish), 4195 nucleotides. RefSeq names its product ATPase copper transporting beta (gene atp7b). The coding region runs from base 103 to 4116 and encodes 1337 amino acids. Gene Ontology annotation, cellular component: membrane. The transcript has 20 exons. Gene Ontology annotation, biological process: monoatomic cation transport; copper ion homeostasis. NCBI's taxonomy places the organism in Eukaryota, Metazoa, Chordata, Actinopteri, Syngnathiformes, Syngnathidae. The record is from RefSeq and is a predicted model, not a curated record. Gene Ontology annotation, molecular function: ATP hydrolysis activity; ATP binding; copper ion binding.